CUUUUUGUGAGGAUGCCGCAAAUCCGCAACUCUCACGCGGUGUGAAUCAAAUAUAAGUGAAUCCUGCAAAAUGUUCAAAACAUCGGUGAUAUGUUGUAUGCUGGACAUCCUUCGUUUGUUGAUGAAAUUGCCAGGGACAGAGUGCCAACCAAACUGUUUCAAAAACUCCUCUUACAUAUUUUCGAAAGGCAAAGUUUACAGGUUUUAUAACAAAGAAGUCUGCUCCAUCUUGGGAGGUUAUUUAGUCUCCAUCGAGACUGAGGAAGAAUGGCAGUUUAUCAAUCAUGAGAUUCAAAAGCGUGGUACUUGGAAUACUUCGACUACUAAUGCGUGGCUCAUUGGUUUGGAGAAGAAAGACGGGGUUUGGAUAUGGAAGAGUGGAGAACAGCUGAAUAUUUCGAAAUGGCGAGAUUCUGAGCCAAAUGUGAACGACGAAAGGGCGGAAAUAUCCAUGAACAGAGGCCUCUUUAAUGGUAUCUCUCGGAACGAUAAAGGAGAUGCCUACAUUUGCGAGAUGCCCGGAGGCAAACAAAGUGAUCUGAGAGAGAGAAAGAGAGAAUGAAUAAGUUAUCAAUCGGCUUGAUUUGCUCCAAAACGAUUUGCUUAAAAAUACUGUCCAGCCGGCAAAACGAAAUACAUUUAUGAAAAAUGGCAAUAAAGCUA
Messenger RNA from Pocillopora verrucosa, 663 nucleotides. Lineage: Eukaryota; Metazoa; Cnidaria; Anthozoa; Scleractinia; Pocilloporidae. The record is from RefSeq and is a predicted model, not a curated record.